Messenger RNA from Penicillium taxi, 1590 nucleotides. RefSeq lists its product as uncharacterized. Lineage: Eukaryota; Fungi; Ascomycota; Eurotiomycetes; Eurotiales; Aspergillaceae. The record is from RefSeq and is a predicted model, not a curated record. The transcript is spliced from 2 exons. The coding region runs from base 1 to 1590 and encodes 529 amino acids.
AUGGACCUUACCAGCCUAACGCGGCCUGCGAUACUAGGGCAAUGUCUUCGCUGCUCUAGCUCGCUGGCCGUACUGGAGAAUGAGUGGGCAAAGCUGUCAAAUUCUUACUCCUUUGUGACAGCAUGGCUGAGCCUCGACCUCCAUCGAAUUUCCAUUUCCUUAGACCGGAAACAGAUACCAGAUACGUCAGAAAUGAGCCUCCUCCGUGGCCGCAUCAUCCAGGAAGCAUCUUGCAAAUUGUGCCAACAGAAGCUCGGUGUAGUUUGUACGAUGGACAAUGGUCUAAACUUCCUUUGGAAGCUCUCGAGGGUAUCAUUUAGGGAGAUUGUAACCAUGCGAACCGCCGAACCAAUCUAUAAAGAGGGAGCUCUUGAACGAUAUUUCCAACCGCAAGAAUCUUCUAUUCAGCGCCCUGGGCAAAAUAAUAUUUUAGCCCCGGCUAGCACGGACCACUAUACACAACAACAAAUGCAACAUCAGGGCCGGAGUAUUGAUCAAAUCUCAUACUCGGUCCACCACCUGCAAGAUACGAUGGCAGAUCUAAAAAACUCCUUCACAUCUCUCCGCAUUGAACUCAAUGGCUCCAACAGAAACUUGGGAGACAGCGGUAUUCCUGGAUUUGAUAUGGUCGCCACUGUUCUGAAGGAGCUCAAGUCAAAAUCGGAAGAGAUUGAGAAGUUGACGCUGGAAAUAGAGGCUUUGAAGUUGAAAAACCGCUUUAUGGAAGAUCGCAAGAAAUCAACACUUGAAUAUCAACCUACUCAUGCGCCUGCACUUCCAGAAGUACAUAGCCCCGGUCUUCUACAGGUAGGACGAAAGCGUACCUGGCCGGACGCAUUCCCUACUCACGGCCGAACUAUCGCCGACUCCUUCGCGGACGACGAUCUAGGUGAUGAUCUGGCACUGGAAGACUCACUUAAUUUCGCUGCUCAAAUUACAAAUAAUACACCACUGGAAAGGGCCGCAUCCCCGCAAUACCGCAUCGAGUACAAUACCACAAAUGCGACAGAAAGCAACCGGGUGGCCUCAAAUGCUCAUCCCAUCGAAAUCCCAAAUAAAAGGCAACGGCUGGCGCAGGAAGAGGAUGGGUUGCAUGAGCCGGAAACUCCCCCUCCAGAUUCACGGAUUCGGAAGCGAAAAUCCAUGACCCAAGUCAAAAGAUCAUACACUACCAAGGAUUCACGUCCAGCCACAUCGAGUUCAAAUGCACCGGUUGAUUCAAAUCCCACCACUCAGAUUCCACUCACCGAUGUGACUUCGUCCGACCAUCCUGUUAAACGUCGUCGAGGAAGACCCAGCCUACGCUCAAAAUCCGUGGGUCCUACGGAAUAUAGAGUCAACGCCGUCGAAACUCAAACCAGUAACAAUACCACGGAAAAUGCAGCACAUCCAGAAACCAAUGGCCAGGAGCUAUCAAAGGGAACUGCCAAUGGUGGCGAUUCAACGGUGGUAGUCGCAAAUGGCGCAAAUGGAGUAAAUAAAGUAGAAGUUUCAGCGGAAGAUCAGCGCAAAGCCAAGGUCGCGGCGCGGGACCACUUGACUAAACUAGCUAUGCAGCGCGAGGAGGCGAUGGAAACUGACGGUUCUUGA